CUGGCCUAGCGGCUCGGGGAUCUGAAUCCUUCUCCCGCGGCCAGGCUAGCGCAGAACCAUGGGCGUCCAGGAGCGGGAAGCGCGGAGGUGACGGGGCUGAGCCCCGGCAAGACCUCUGGGCCGGCCAUGGGCGACCGCGAGCGCAACAAGAAGAGACUGCUGGAGCUGCUUCAGGCUGCGGGCACCGGCAACGCGCGGUGCGCCGACUGCGGGGCUGCGGAUCCUGACUGGGCCUCGUACAAGCUGGGGAUCUUCAUCUGCCUCCAUUGCUCCGGGGUCCACCGCAACUUCCCGGACAUCAGCAAAGUUAAAUCCGUGAGACUGGACUUCUGGGACGACAGCAUGGUGGAGUUCAUGACCCACAACGGGAACCUCAGUGUGAAAGCCAAAUUUGAAGCCAGGGUCCCAGCGUUCUACUAUGUCCCUCAGGCCAACGAUUGCCUGGUCUUAAAGGAACAAUGGAUUCGAGCUAAGUAUGAGAGACAGGAGUUUAUAGCUGAAGAGAAAGCUGUCUUUCCCCCAGGAAACCGAGAAGUGUUCCUGUGGAAGCGAGGACGGGACAAUGCACAGUUCCUGAGGAGGAGGUUUGUCCUUCUGGCGAGAGAAGGCCUUCUGAAGUACUACACCAAGGAGGAGGCGAAAGCCCCGAAGGCUGUCAUCAACAUCAAGGACUUGAAUGCCACCUUCCAGACAGAGAAGAUAGGCCAUCCCCAUGGGCUGCAGAUCACCUACAGGAGAGAGGGCCGCACCAGGAAUCUGUUUGUAUAUCAUGACAAUGGGAAGGAAAUAGUGGAUUGGUUCAAUGCUCUCCGAGCAGCCCGCCUGCAAUACCUAAAGUCGGCCUUUCCUGAUCUCCCGGAGUCUGAGCUCGUGCCUCUCAUCACCAGGAACUACCUCAAACAAGGCUUCAUGGAGAAGACUGGCCCAAAGCAGAGAGAACCCUUCAAGAAAAGGUGGUUUGCUCUGGAUCCGCAGGAGCGGAGGCUGCUGUAUUAUAAGAACCCCCUGGAUGCUUUUGAGCAGGGCCAGGUUUUCCUGGGGAGCAAGGAUCAGGGAUAUGAAGUGUGCGAAGAGCUGCCCAAGGGCAUCCGAGGGAACCGCUGGAAGGCUGGCCUCGCUGUCGUCACUCCAGAGCGGAAGUUCAUCUUCACUUGUCCCAGCGAGAAGGAGCAGCGAGAAUGGCUGGAGAGUCUGCGCGAUGUCCUGUGCAGCCCCUUGUCACCCCUCCACCUUCUCAAUGCAUCAGCAGAGACUGGCUGUGGCCUCAGGUGACCCACCUAGGAGGAUCCUGGCGGAGCACUGAGCACGUGAGGUCCUGGAGGAGCGGUCACCUCUGCCCUGGUUGUCCAGAAGGAAGCCCCGAGGCCUGCAGCCGCCCCUGUCAGUGAACUCUGUCAAGAUUCCGGGUGUGGUUUAUCCUAAGGCUCCCGGGGAUGUUUCCUUCCAGCAAACAUUUCCCGGUCUUGAUCUGGUGCAGAGAAGAAUUCAGCUUUCCAAGCCUGGAAGUGCUGAAGGCUUUCUCACAACUGCGUGGCGAUGCAUGCUUAUUGGGAGGCAAGAGUGCCAUUAGUUAGUUCAGUGCCAGCCUGGACGGUACAGGGAGUCCAAGUCCAGCCUGAGUUAUAUAGCAAGACUUGUCUCAAAAAACAAGCACAAGCAAGCAGGCAAACAACAUAAACUACAGAGAGGGGGUAGAGACACAACAAUAAAGUGCCCACAGCAUUGUGUAAGUGGAAAACAAUGGAAAGGUUUAACCCUAACUGAAGAAAUAAUCAGACAUUCCUAUGUUACUUACAUGUUGCUAUGUAACUAGCCUGGACUCUUCAAAUGUCAAUAUUAUAAAAGAUAAAAUUGGCCAGGUGUGGUGAUAGAUGCCUUUAGGCCCAUGUGCUCAGCGUGGCAGAAGUAGGCACUCUGAAUUCAAGGGCAGCCUGGUCUAUGUAGGGAGUUCCAGGACAGCCAGAGCUAUAUAGAGAGAACUUCUUUCAAAAAAAAAAAACUGAAAGGAGGAAGAGACACAGAUCAAAGCCAGGGGUGGUGAUACCUAUAAUUUUAACAUUAGGGAAAUAGAGACAGGAAAAUCAGAGGCUCUUCUAUUAUAGAGAGGUCAAGGCUAGCCUGGGCUACAUGAGACCCCCAUUCAACAAACAAAACCCCCAAACAAUGCCAAAUCAUGGCAGCUAAAUGACGUAUGGGAUUCUUGAUUUGAACCUGGAUUUUAAAAAAGAAACCUGGGCUCUGGAGAGAUGGAUGGCUGCUCUUUCAAAAGUCCCGUGUUCAAUCCCCAGCAGCCACAUGGUGGCUCACAACUAUGAGAGCCACCAAUGAGAUCUGGUGCCCUCUUCUGGUGUACAUGUAGGCAGAACACUAUAGAUAGUAAAUAGAUCUUAAGGGGGUUGAGGGAAGCUGGCUGAUGGUGGUAGUGGUGUAUGUCUUUAAUCCCAGCAUUUGGGAGGCAGAGACAGGGGAAUCAUUGUGAGUUCAAAGCCAGCCUGGUCUACAAAAUGAGUUCCAGGACAGCCAGAGCUACACAGAGAAACCUUAAGGCUGACUAGAUGGUUCAACCGCUUAGGGCACUGGCUGCUAUUCCAGAGGGCCUGAGUUCAAUUCCCAGCACGCACAUGGCAGCUUGCAAUUGUCUGUAACUCCGGUUCCAGGGCAUCUGACACACACACAUAUAUAUAAUGACUUUAAAAAGUCACAAACCAGGUAUGAUGGCGCACACCUGUAAUCUCAGUACUCGGGAGGCAAAGGCAGGCAGAUCUCUGAGUUUUAGGCCAGCCUGUUCUACAAGUGAGUCCAGGACAGCCAAGGAUAUACAGAGAAACCCUGUCUUGAAAAACAGAGUCACUGUAAAGGACAUAACUGGUGUUGGAUAAAUUGGAAUCUAGAUGUACAGUAGCUAACAAUAUUACACAAUUGUGGCAAUCAUGAUGUGUCUGUACAGAUGUUCCUGUUCUCAGGUGACACAUACUGAAGUAGGAUAUAGUGAUGUUUGCAGCCAAUUUUUAAACUAAAAAUUUCAACUAAAAUCUGUACGUGUCUAUAUGUACGUGAAUGGAAUGCACAUGCGUGCAUUUCUAUAUAUACAGAGAGCACAGCACUGAUGAAUCUAGAUGAAAUGUAAAUGAACAUUUAUUUUCCUAUCUGUGAAAGAACAUUUUAUAUGGAUCUGAGUUUUCAUAUUAAAAAAGUUGACAAGA
Messenger RNA from Psammomys obesus (fat sand rat), 3203 nucleotides. RefSeq names its product ArfGAP with dual PH domains 2 (gene Adap2). NCBI's taxonomy places the organism in Eukaryota, Metazoa, Chordata, Mammalia, Rodentia, Muridae. The record is from RefSeq and is a predicted model, not a curated record. The coding region runs from base 127 to 1272 and encodes 381 amino acids. The transcript is spliced from 11 exons. Gene Ontology annotation, cellular component: plasma membrane; intracellular membrane-bounded organelle. Gene Ontology annotation, molecular function: phosphatidylinositol bisphosphate binding; GTPase activator activity. Gene Ontology annotation, biological process: positive regulation of GTPase activity.